Molecule: messenger RNA, 1212 nt
Organism: Ophidiomyces ophidiicola
Lineage: Eukaryota; Fungi; Ascomycota; Eurotiomycetes; Onygenales; Onygenaceae
Exons: 1
Coding region: 1-1212 (403 amino acids)
Biological process (GO): protein phosphorylation
Molecular function (GO): ATP binding; protein kinase activity
Source: RefSeq, a predicted model, not a curated record
AUGAUUCCCAAAGACUAUCGAUUCUACAGCCCCGAGGGACGCGUAUAUCCAAACGGUGGCCCUCGUUCCUGGGUUGUCAUUGAUUUUGACCAGCGUCGCUGCUUUAGAAUCGCAGGCCCGGCUGAGAUCCUCCCUGACCAUGAGAGUGCAGAGAAACUUGUUGCGCAAUAUGCUGAUCAUGUUGGACCAGAAGUGCAUUUAAUACAGUUGUCUGCCGAUGGCAGCCUGUUAAGUGUCUCAUCGGAUAAUGACCCUACGUGGGAAAUUAGAUAUUCAGACGUCCCCGAAUCUGUCAAAGACAGCGAGCUGGUGUGUAGAUCGGAGUUAAUUGAGGUUGACAGGCUCCAUGUUUGUACAGAUGUUGUUCAACACCCUCAAAGUAAUGAAGUCGUGGCAUUCAAAUAUGCCAUUACGCAAGAAAACGUGCCAAGUAUCUGGGAUGAGCUACAUAUACUCAAAGCAUUGAAACAUAAUAAAUGUUUUGUUGACUUUCAUCGUGUGGUCAUUGACGAUGUUUCCCGGAAGAUCCUUGGGUUCACAUCGAAAUUCAUAUUCGGCCCCACGCUUGAGCACUAUCAUAGCACCUUCUACUUCCACUGGCUGGAGCAGCUCACCACAGCCGUCGAUAUUUUGAAUCUUCAAUUUGGAAUUAUGCAUCAGGAUGUCGCACCCCGGAACAUUAUGGUUGAUUCAAUGGACUUGAAGCUUUUCGACUUUGACAAGGCAGUUCGUAUUGGAGGUCAGGAACAGUAUCCCACGCUCAAUGAUGUUGAUGGGGUUGUUUUUACUGUCUACGAAGCUCUCACGAAGGACGAGCAUUUUCGCCAGGUAGAUUUCCGGGAACGGGAUGCUCACGUUGUCGAAUCAUUGAAAGAGUGGGAGUUGGUCAUCCCGUUAGAGGAUGGAAAGAGCAUUGUCGAAUAUCGAAAUCAGCUGGGAACAUGGGCCGCCUACCGAAGACAAAACCGAACGAUUACUCACCAAUCUGAGGCAACAAACCCGAUUGUGUGGCCUGAGUACAAAAAACCCCCUACUUUCAGAAUUCCUUGUCCAAGUGGAGAAAUUGAAGUCUCUUGUCGACACAGAAAGGAUGCCUUGGCUGUUGGAGAUUAUGUCACUCUUUGGGAAAGGGCUUCGUCUUAUCAAAAAGUGGAAACAAACUCCAUGAAUGCGACGAUAAAAAAAAGCCAAUGCACGGAAAGCAGUCUAUGA